This is a messenger RNA of Parnassius mnemosyne (clouded apollo), 1566 nucleotides long. Lineage: Eukaryota; Metazoa; Arthropoda; Insecta; Lepidoptera; Papilionidae. The record is from the annotation of a GenBank genome assembly.
AUGUUGAUUAAAAUCAUUAACUUUGUAAUAAUACAAUGGAUGUUUGGAUACUGUCAACCAUACAAACUGCUCGUAGUGUUUCCAAUUCCUGGGAAAAGCCACUCCAUUCUUGGCCAUGCAUUUGUGAAACAUUUGUUAAAUGCCGGACAUGAAGUAACGUAUAUAACACCGAUUCCAAUAAAAGACGUCGAACCACGACUGAGACAAAUUAACGUUGAAUCUAACUACAAUCGGUUUCCUUCAGAUGAUGUGUUAGAUAUACAAAAACUUAUCGAUAAAGAAGUUGAUUUGAAGGAUAUGCCAACAGUAUUUACUUUGAUGUACGACGUGGCCAACGCUACAAUUUUACAUGAAGACGUUCAAAAGCUGCUUCAUAGUGCUUCGGAAGAGUUUGACGCCGUUAUUGCAGAAUGGAUGUAUAGUGAAUUGUAUUCUGGUUUCGCCGCUGUUUUCAAUUGUCCAUUGAUCUGGUUCUUAUCUGUGAGCCCACACAACAUGGCGCUGUCACUAAUAGAUAAAGAACCAAACCCAGCUUACACAGCUGACCAUAUCAUGUCCAAUUCUAUACCACCAUUCACAUUUUGGGAGCGGGUUGGUGAAUUAUGGAUCCUAUUCCGUUGGAAAUUUUACAGAUGGUCAGUAAACGAUCGAGACUCCAAGUCUUUUGAUGAAGCCUUUAAAUCGGCCGUUAUGGAAAGGAGCCGUAUACUGCUCCCGCUGGAUGAACUAAAGUAUAAUGGAUCUUUAAUGUUCGGGAAUUCUCACGUAUCAUUAGGUGACGCCGUCGUAAUACCACGUAAUUUUAUCGAAAUAGGUGGAUAUCACAUAAACAGUACCGUAAAACCUUUACCCAACGACCUUAAAAUUAUCAUGGAUCGAGCUACACAAGGAGUAAUUUUCUUUAGCAUGGGAUCGAUGCUAAAGAGCAGUAAAAUGCCGGAGCAAAUAAAAAGUGGUAUAUUACAAAUGUUUGGUCAGUUAAAACAAACUGUUAUCUGGAAGUUUGAGGAAGAGUUACCGAAUUUACCGAAAAACGUAUAUAUCUUAAGCUGGGCUCCGCAGCAAAGUAUUUUGGCUCAUCCAAACUGUGUUCUCUUCAUCACUCAUGGAGGUCUUCUAUCAACAACUGAAGCUUUACACUUUGGGGUUCCUAUUAUUGGUAUACCAAUGUUUGCCGAUCAGUUCACCAAUGUCAAUAGAGCAGUUGCUAAAGGUUUUGCAAAAAGAGUUGAUCUGAAUUAUGGAACCCCCGAGAACUUGAAGAUGGCUAUUGACGAAAUAUUCAGUACUCCGAAAUAUCGUGAGCGUGUUAAAGAACUCUCUUUUAUAUACAAUGACCGAGCGUUGUCACCUGGAUCUGAGAUUAUUAGAUGGGUUCAUCAUGUAAUAAAAACAAAAGGGUCACCCCAUCUGCGAUCUCCAGCUCUCCUGGUACCUUUGUACCAAAAAUUGUACCUUGAUCUCAUUUUUCUUAUAAUAAUCUCAGUUUUAAUACUCAUUGUUGUUAUAAAAAUAUUUGUAAAUAAAAGACACAUUGUUGUUGAUAUUUCUAAAAAGUUUAGUUAG